CUUGGAGUUACCAAUUCUGGGUCUUCUGCUCAGCAAGGUGCAAGGCGACAUCACCACCACGCUUCUGUAAACUGUGCACCCUCACCCCCGACAUUGCCUCUACUCGCUAUCCUGAUUGACGCGGUCGAGCUUUACGAUAUUACGAAACGAUCCCAACCGUAUACCCUUUUAAUCCACCCAUUCACCCGCGUAAAGCCUGUUGGCACACUCGCUUCGCGUCACUGAGCGGCGUCUAAGUCGCGACUGCGCUGAAGCUGUCCCUUUCGCAAAACUCAACAUCCCGACUUGCGCAAACGACCACCACGAUCCGCCCACAGUUGCGCAACCGCUUUUGGCUUGCGCUUCCUCGACCGCUCCCCAUGUGGCCAAUUCAUAGGCUUCACUGGCACAGCUCAUAGCCAUGUCGGGCAGCGUGCUGGAGGAGGCCGUGAAGCGGCUCGUCUCUCCGGAGACGGACCCGAAGCAGAAGCUGGAGUCGGCGACUAACCUUCGCGACACACUGGACCACUACACCUCGGGCCUCGCCAUCUACCCCCAGUUCCUCAAGCGGGUUAUGCCCGCUUUCAUCAACAUCUUGAGGGGACCAUGCAUAUUCCAGAGCGCCGCACCAGAGCAGAGGCUACGAAACUGCGUCCUCGAAAUCCUGCACCGACUGCCGACCACCCCGAGCCCCGCCGAGCCCUUCGAACCGUAUGCCGAUGAGGUGGUUGACCUGCUGAUGGGCCUCGUACGCACCGACAACGAAGAAAAUGCCACUCUGUGCGUCAAGAUAAUAUCCGACAUCAUGCGCCACCAGCACAAGAUCAUGGCCGGGAAGGUCCAGCUCUUCCUCUCCCUGAUCCAGGAGCUCUUCGAGCAGAUGGAGCGCGUUGUUCACGAGCAGCUCGACAACGGCUCGGCCGUCGCUAGCGCCCCGGGCGGCCCGUCCACCCCGUCCAGCUCGCAGACCACCUUCCAGCAGUCCGGCCCUGCAUCACCGGUGGCGCCGGCGCCUGAUUUCGACCAACAGCAGAAUUCGAGACCGCUUCUUCGGGGGAUGCAAUCGUUCAAGGUGCUGUCCGAGUGCCCCAUAAUAGUCGUGUCCAUCUUUCAGGUGUAUCGCAACACGGUGCCCCAGAACGUCAAGGCCUUUGUGCCCCUGAUCAAGGGCGUCUUGUGUCUCCAGGCCAAGGCGCAGGAGCAGGCGCACGCCGAGGCGGCCGCCAAGGGCACCAUCUUUGCGGGCGUGAGCCCGGGUAUCAAGAACCGGGCCGCGUUUGGCGACUUCAUCACGGCCCAGGUCAAGACCAUGAGCUUCCUGGCGUAUCUGCUUCGCCAGUACUCGCAGCAGCUGACCGACUUCCUGCCAACUCUCCCCGACAUUGUGGUGCGCCUGCUCAAGGACUGCCCGCGCGAGCGUUCCAGCGCGCGGAAGGAGCUGCUCGUCGCGAUCCGCCACAUUAUAAACUUUAAUUUUAGGAAGAUCUUCCUGCCCAAGAUCGACGAGCUGCUCGAGGAGAGAACCCUGAUCGGCGACGGCUUGACCGUGUACGAAACGAUGCGUCCUCUCGCGUAUAGCAUGUUGGCUGAUCUCAUCCACCACGUGCGCGACAACCUCUCGCCAGCCCAGAUCCGCAAGACGGUCGAGGUCUACACCAAGAACCUGCAGGACAACUUCCCCGGCACGAGCUUCCAGACCAUGAGCGCGAAGCUGCUGUUGAACAUGGCCGAGUGCAUCGCCAAGAUGCCGAACAAAGUGGACGCUCGCCACUAUCUCAUCAUGAUCCUCAACGCCAUCGGUGACAAGUUUGCCGCCAUGAACAGGCAAUAUGAGAAUGCGGUCAAGCUCUCCGAGGCCUUCCGGAAGCAGGAGGGCACCCAGGAAACUUACCUUGCACACAAGGACCAGCGCCCCGAGUGGGACGAGAUCGACAUCUUUAAUGCAAUGCCCAUCAAGACGUCUAACCCCCGUGACAGGGGGACGGACCCCGUAGUGGACAACAAGUUUCUGUUCAAGAAUCUGAUGAACGGCCUUAAAAACACGUUUUAUCAGCUCAAGUUCUGCAACCCUGGCCAAGUCAUCGACCCCGCCAAGGCGCCGCAGCACUGGCAGGAUGUCAGCUACGGCUUCACCGCCGAGGAGGUGCAGGUCAUCGUCAAGCUCUUCCGGGAAGGCGCCUAUGUAUUUAGGUACUACGAAGCUGAGAAGCCCGUCCCUGACGCGAGCUCGACGUCGUCGGUCGAGAUGGCGAGUCUCUACAUGGUUUCUAGCGGAAAGGAGGAGAAAGACCUGCUGGAGACCUUCGCCACCGUCUUCCACUGCAUCGAUCCGGCCACAUUCCACGAAGUCUUCCAACAGGAGAUGCCGCGUCUGUACGAGAUGAUUUUCGAUCACCACGCCCUCCUUCACAUCCCGCAGUUUUUCCUCGCCAGCGAAGCCACCUCGCCCAGUUUUUGCGGCAUGCUUCUACGCUUCCUGAUGGAGCGCAUCGAGGACAUCGGGUCAGCAGAUGUCAAAAAGUCUUCAAUUCUCCUGAGGUUGUUCAAGCUCGCUUUCAUGGCUGUCACCCUGUUCGCUACCCAGAACGAACCGGUCCUGCUCCCGCACGUCCUGGACAUUGUCACCAAGAGCAUUGACCUCUCAACCCGCGCCGAGGAGCCCAUGAAUUACUUCCUCUUGCUGAGGUCUCUCUUUAGGAGCAUUGGUGGUGGGAAGUUCGAGCAACUCUAUAAGCAGAUACUGCCGCUUCUCGAGAUGCUCCUGGAUGUGCUCAACAAUCUCCUCAUGGCAGCCCGGAAGCCGAUGGAGCGGGAUCUCUACGUCGAGCUGUGCUUGACCGUGCCCGCCCGUCUUAGUAACCUGCUUCCUCAUCUCAGCUAUUUGAUGAGACCACUGGUGGUGGCCCUUCGCGCCGGCACGGAACUAGUCGGCCAGGGGCUGCGCACGCUUGAGUUGUGUGUUGACAACUUGACUGCGGAUUAUCUGGACCCGAUAAUGGCCCCGGUUAUCGAUGACCUGAUGACGGCCCUGUUCGAGCACCUGAAGCCGCACCCGUACAGCCACUUCCACGCGCAUACAACCAUGAGGAUUCUAGGCAAGCUCGGCGGCCGUAAUCGCAAGUUCAUGACGGAUGCGCUGCCCGUCACCUUCCAGCAGUAUGUGGAUGAUCGGUCAAGCAUCGACCUUCGGCUCAUAGGAUCCAAGAAGGAUAGAGCAUUCCCGGUGGAUAUUGGCGUCGAGCUCGCCAUCCAGAAGUUGAUGGAGGUGCCGAAGCCGGGAAAGGGUCCUCCAACCUCGAAGCAGUCGGACGCGUACUACACCAAGCACGCCCUGCACUUCAUCAUCGCGCAGGUGAAGCUUAGGAUAGGCAUUGAUCAGCUUGCGGACGAUGUCUCACGCCAAAUACGCCUCCAGGCCCAGGACCUGCUGGCGAAGAAGGUCGAUGGCGAUUUCUCGGCCUUCGAGUCCAACGACCGUAUGCGUUCGAUUCGUAAGAACGAGGAGCAGGGUGAUAUGCUCAAGAGGCUCCUCAAGGCCCUCUUCUUCGCCCAGUCUCUGCCCGAAUAUGCCGCCGACAUGGACCUGUUCUUGAUGAACAUCUGCCGGCACUUCACCAUCAUCGAGGUGGGCAGGGGUCUGCAGGAGCUCAAGCGCGCGUCUAACACUUCCUUUGUCGUCGAGGCUGGAGAAGGACCUCUCUUUCUCGACACGCGGGUCCUCUCCGACGCGAUUCUCGACUCGCUGGCUUCGGAGCACCCCGACAUCCGCGCCGCCGCUCAGCGCGCAAUUUGCGAGGUGUUCAAGACGACCGCCAUCAUCUUCGGUUCCGAGACCCAAGUCGGCCGCUUGCCUUUCUUCAACCACCUUGCGUCGGCUUUCUGCCACGGGUGUUACGAGGAGGAGUGGUUCACGAAGAUGGGUGGCACCCUCGGGAUCCACACCCUCUUGACCGAGGUCGACCUUGGUGAUGCGUUUGUUUCUGGGAGACAAAUGGACUACAUCCGCGCUCUCAUGCACGUGGUCAAAGACAUGCCCCAGGAUCUGCCCGAGAAGACGCGCCGGUCCGCACAGGAGACCUUGGACGUUCUCCUGCAGCGGAUAACCAAAGACAUCAAGAAGGAGGAUGUCCUCGCGGCGCCCAGCCAGCCCGGCCAGCCACAGCCGCGUCUUCCCCGCAUGGCCCAGGUCUGCCACGCGCUGAAUAACGAGCUGUCGCAUAUGAACCGACACGUUCGUGAGACGGCCAAGCGCCUGCUGGAGAUCAUCGCAAAAGCCACGGGCGCCGAGGUCUGGGAGCUCAUCGAGCCCUACAAGGACCGGCUACUCGCCCCAAUCUACAGCAAGCCUCUGCGGGCGCUCCCGUUUGCGGUGCAGAUAGGCUACAUCGACGCCGUGACGUACUACAUGACGCUCAAGAGCGACUUUGUCCAAUUCGACGAUCAUCUGAAUAGGCUGCUCAUGGAAUCUUUGGCACUCGCCGACGCGAGUGACGAGUCUCUUGCCGGCAAGCCCGGCGAGUUUCGCACCCACGAGUACAUUGUCAACCUGAGAGUGUCUUGCAUCAAGAUCCUCAAGACGGCAAUGGGGUUUGAGGAGUUCGCCAAGGGCCCCAACGACAGGCAUCGUACAAAAAUAGUGUCCGUAUUUUUCAAGUGCCUGUACCAGGAGCCGAGGCCGACCAUUGAGGCCGCCAACGAUGCCUUGAAGGGCGUCCUGUCGCCCACCAAUAAGCUCCCCAAGGAGCUCCUCCAGUCAGGACUACGACCGGUCUUGGCUAGUCUCCAGAACGCCAAGCAGUUGACGGUCCACGGCCUAGACAACCUGGCAAGACUUCUCAGGCUCCUCACUUCGUAUUUCAAGGUAGAAAUCGGCUCGCGGCUGCUGGAGCACACCAAGUCUCUCGUCGAUCCCGCCUCCCUGCAGCAGAUCUCGUUCACAUUUUUUGAGCAGCACCCGACAAUGAAGGUCAUAGCAGCGGUUUUUAACAUCUUCCACCUGCUUCCACCGGCCGCCGACGUGUUUCUCGAGCGCGUGAUCGACACCGUCCUUGACCUCGAGGAGAAGUUGCGGCGGACCCACUGCAGCCCCUUCCGGGCGCCGCUGUACAAGUAUCUUAACCGUUAUCCCAACCAGGUCUGGGGCUUGCUGCUUGGCAAGAUCGACAACAUCAAGUACGGGCGAUUCCUGUCGCAGGUGCUGCGGGACGCAGAGAGCCAGCCCAUUCGGGACCACGCCAGCAGCCACGUGGACGAGCUGAUACGCGCUUGCAGCACCGUUAUCAACGACGGGCGCGAGACGAGAUACGCCGCCAUCAUUGAGACCAUCAACGUGCUAGACGCGCUCUCAGGCUGGCCGGACUCCAAAUCCUGGAUGGAGCGGAGGGAGCACCUUACAUGGCUCAAACAGAAUGGCAAGGAUCUCGAGAAGCACCUGCGCAGUAACGAUUUGCCCCCCGAGCUGCGCCUUGCCGCCAGCCAGGCCGGCGAGCAGCUCAUCGAGAUCCUGACCAAGUCCCUGGAGCAAGCGCCCAAAGAUCUCGAUGCCUUUUUCAGCCUGGUCGACGCCGUUACGAACGACGAGUUCAGGAUGACGCAGCCGUUGCUCUCAUAUAUCUACAAGGGCAUCAUUUGCAACGAGUCGAUCGAGUUCUGGAGGACCAUUGUCCUGAGGUGCCUGGACUUGUACUCUGGCCGUGCCGCGUCGCAGAAGACAAAGCGUUUCCUGCUGCAUUCCAUCGUCAACCCCAUCGUGGCUAUGGAUGUGAUGCGCCACUGGGAUCAGCCGGAGCAAGGGGGCGGCCCGCGCCUCAUGGACCGAACCGUGAUCGAGUCUAUUAACAGCAAGAUCUGGAAGGUGAACUUGGGAGACGCUCAAGAGGAUCUCUUGCAGCCUGGAAUUGACCACACGCGCAUGGAGGUGCUGCAGCUGUCGGCCAUGCUGGUCAAGUAUCACCACGCCAGUCUUCAGGACGCUCGCAAGGAUAUCAUCCGGUUCGGCUGGGCGUACAUUCGUCUGGAGGACGUCAUCAACAAGCACGCAGCGUACGUGGUCAUCUCGUACUUCAUUGCCCAGUACGAUACACCCGCGAAGAUUGUCAGUCAGAUAUACUUUGCGCUGCUCAAAACGAGCCAGAACGAGGGCCGCGUGCUCGUGACGCAGGCACUUGAGCUGCUGGCCCCCGUCCUCCCAAGGCGCUGUCCAACGCGGCCGGAUGACCGCAACGCCGUCUGGGCGGUGGCUCCGCGCCGUAUCCUCGCUGAAGAGGGUCAGAAUGUGCAGCAGAUGACGAGCAUCUUCCAGUUUCUCGUCAAGCACCCUAACCUCUUCUACGAAGCCCGCGAGAAGUUUGCGCUCCUCCUGAUCCAGUCGCUCCGCAAGGUUGCGGCACCUCCCAACCCGUCCAACGAAAGCAAGAAGCUCGCCCUUAACAUGAUGUGGCUCAUUUGGGAAUGGGAGAAGCGCCGGGUCGAGGGUGUAGAGUCCUCGUCGGGAACCAGCCGCGCGUUGUCGGAGUCUCCGACCACCAAGAAGCGGAGGCUCGACACCGAGAUGGCUACCUCGUCGCCCCCGACAACCAGGACCGAGAGGGCUGAGUUCCUGAUCCCGCCAAUGGCGCGUCAAAAGAUGGUUCGGUACCUGGUCGAGUUCAUUGCUCAGCUGAGCGAGCGGUACCAGCUGCCGUCUGCCAAGCCGAGGGAUAUGGCAUCUACUCCCGGCCCGACUCUGCCUCCGCCUUCGACGGACAUGUGCAAGCGGGCAAUGCAGCUGCUGUACAACCUGCUGCAGCCGCAGUACUGGGGCGAUCUGGACGUCGAUCUUUUCCCCAACGUCACCGAGAUCAUCCUCGCGAGUGAUAAGACAAGCAGCAUCUUGGCGGCGGAUCCCACAGACAAGGAGAAGUUUGACGACAAGUUUCUCACAAACAUCAUCAACACUCUGCAGGUCGUCCGCAUCAUCCUCAACACCAAGUCGGACGAAUGGGUUCUUAAGAACAUGGAAAAGAUCCAGAAGGUACUCGAGAAGUGCCUCAAGUCGGAGAACCCCGAGAUUCAAGACUGCCUGCACUUGGCCGAUCCCAAGUAUGACGACGACCGCGACAUCCGGCCAACCCUCAAGCGCGUCCUCGAUGCCGUCCCCGUACCGUCUGACGAUGUGCAGAUGGAGGACGCCGAUGGCGAGGGCGAGUCAGAGAGCCAGUCCUCGGAGGUGGUGAACUUUCUUUCCGGCAUUGCGACCGAGGCCAUGGCCGCGUCCAAUUAUGUGUCGGGCAUCAACAUCAUUUGGUCGCUCGGGAACCGCGACCCGUCUUCGGUCGACCCCCACAUCCCAGCGCUCAUGAAGUCGCUGCAGGUCAAGCUGGCCCGCGAGCACGUCUCCCACUUCCAGGCCAAGAUGAGCAUCAGCAUGGGCCAGAGACCGACUGACGCUUCGGUCAUUGAGAUGGCCCCGUACGACCUCGAGAUCCAGAGCGGCCUUAUUCUCAAGGCGGUCGAGGUCGUGGCCAAGCGCAUGGAGAUUCUUGGCGACAACAGGCGGCCAUUCCUUAGUGUCCUCGCGUCCCUGGUUGACAAGUCCUUGAACAUCCCGCUGUGCGACAUGAUCCUCAAGAUGGUGGAGAACUGGGUGUUCCGCUCCGAGGGCACCUGGCCGACGCUCAAGGAGAAGUGUGCUGUACUCCACAAGAUGCUGUCGUUUGAGCAGCGCCAGGACCCGACGAUGCUCCAGCGCUUCUUGGAGCUGGUCAUUCGCAUUUACGAAGACCCCAAGAUCGCCCACACGGAGUUGACGGUGCGGCUCGAGCAUGCGUUCCUCAUAGGGACCAGGGCGCAGGACGUAGACAUGCGCAACCGGUUCAUGGCCAUUUUCGACAAGAGUCUGCCCAAGGUCGCGACGGUCCGGCUCGGUUACGUGAUCAAGUCGCAGAACUGGGACACGCUGGCCGACUCGUACUGGCUCAGCCAGGCGACGCAGCUCCUACUAGGUGCGGUCGAGCUUAACACGCCGACGCAGCUGCACCAGGAGGACUUCCGCAUCGUGCCCGUGUCGCAGCGGUUCAGCAACUACGCCAAGGACCCGAGGGAGCCCGGCACCAUGGCGGACGACAAGUACGACAGCCUCAUGGCGCGCCAUCGCAAGUUCGUCGCGGAGCUCGGCGACGUGAGGGUCCGCGACAUCAUCGAACCGCUGUCCCAGCUGCAGCACACGGACCCUGCCCUCGCCCACCAGCUCUGGGUCGCCCUGUUCCCCAUGUACUGGGCAGCAACCCUCCGCGAGGAGCGGUCAGAUCUGGAGCGCGGCAUGGUGCAGCUGCUCACGAAAGACUUUCAUGCACGGCAGAUCGACAAGCGCCCGAACGUGGUGCAGUCCCUCCUGGAAGGCGCGGCAAAGGCUUGGCCCGAGUGUAAGAUGCCGCCGCAUGUGCUCAAGUACGAAGCUAAGACCUUUGAUGCGUGGUACACGGCGCUCUGCCAGCUGGAGAAGGCGGCGGUUCUCCCCGAGGUCGACUCGACCAACGCCAGGGAAAGCAACCUCGAUGCCCUCACAGAGCUGUACGCGCUACUGCAAGAGGACGACCUUUUCUACGGCACCUGGCGAAGGCGUUGCCAGUUCCUCGAGACGAACUCGGCUCUCUCGUACGAGCAGAACGGCAUGUGGGACAAGGCGCAAAAAGGCUACGAGGCCGCGCAGAUCAAGGCGCGCACGGGCGUGAUCCCCUUCUCGCAGGCCGAAUACAUGCUCUGGGAGGACCACUGGGUGCUCUGCGCGCAGAAGCUGCAGCAAUGGGACAUUCUGCAGGACUUUGCCAAGCACGAGAACUUCCAGGAUCUUCUGCUCGAGUGCGCCUGGAGGAACACGGAGAUGUGGACUAACCAGGACCACCGCGAGGCUCUUGACAACCUCAUCAAGGGCGUCAUGGACGCGCCGACGCCGAGAAGGGCCUUCUUCCAGGCCUUCAUGUCCCUGCUCAAGCUCCACAGCAAGCAGGAGAGCCUGCCCGAGUUUACGCGUGUCUGCGACGAGGCCAUACAGCUAUCCAUAAGGAAGUGGCACCAACUGCCUCGUCGCUUCACGGCCGCGCACAUACCGCUUCUCCAGAACUUCCAGCAGCUGGUCGAGUUGCACGAUGCUAGUGUUAUCUGCGCAAGCCUAGCUAGCACCUCGCUGCAGAACCUGGACAGCAAGUCUAGUGAGCUUAAGCUGCUCCUCGGUGCGUGGCGCGACAGGCUCCCCAACACGUGGGACGACAUCACGACGUGGCAGGACCUUGUCACGUGGAGGCAGCACAUCUUUGGCCUAAUCAACAGCACGUACAUACCGUUGCUACCGCCGCAGAACCAGCAGACUGGCGGGUCGACGUUUGCGUAUCGGGGCUACCACGAGACGGCGUGGAUCAUCAACCGGUUCGCGCACGUGGCGCGCAAGCACAGUCUUCCCGAUGUAUGUGUGGGUCAACUGAGUCGCAUCUAUCUGCUGCCGAACAUCGAGAUCCAGGAGGCAUUCCUGAAGCUGCGUGAGCAGGCCAAGUGCCACUUCCAGAACCCAGAAGAGCUCACCAACGGCCUCGAAGUGAUCAACAAUACCAAUCUCAACUACUUCAGCGCGCCGCAAAAAGCAGAAUUCUACACGCUCAAGGGCAUGUUCCUCGAGAAGCUCAAGCAGAAGGACGAGGCGGACCACGCUUACGGCACGGCAUUGUAUUUCGAUAUCACCGCAGCAAAGGCCUGGGCAGAGUGGGGGUACUUCAACGAGCGCAGGUUCAAGGAGGAGCCCACAGACCUGCAGUCGGCCCGCCAGGCGCUUACCUCGUACCUGCAGGCCGCGGGAAGCUACCGCAGCGCCAAGUCGCGGAAGCUGCUUUCUCGCAUCCUGUGGCUGCUGAGCUUGGACGACCCCAAGGGCACCAUCGCGGCCGGGUUCGACGACUUUAAGGGUGACACGCCUACGUGGUACUGGAUCACCUUUAUCCCGCAGCUCCUGACGGGUCUGGGCCACAAGGAGGCGGCGAGGGUACACUCCAUCUUGCUUAAGAUCGCAAAGUCGUACCCGCAAGCGCUUUACUUCCAGCUCCGCACCAACCGUGAGGACAUGAUAGCCAUCAAGAAGAACCAGGAGGUCAAGGAGAGGCUCCAGCGGCAGAAGCUGCAGGCUGCCAACGCGGCGGCUGCGGCGAGCAAGCAGCCCAGUGCGUCGCCGUCGCUGACCAGGGCCGAGACGCCCGCCUCCAAUACUGCAAGGGCAGAGUCUGGCACGCCGAGGCCCGGUACGGCCAACGGGGAACAAGUUAAGAGCGAGGCUGCAGAGGGCGAGGGCGCUGCGGCGACGCCUGCACCACAGGUGUCUUCGUCGUCCACGCCUGCACCCCCGAAUGCCGCCGCGGCAGCAACAGCGGCAUCGGCAUCAGCCGCAACGCCCACGGCGGCCAAUGGGGCCCCUGCUCCUAGCGAUCAGCAGCAAACGGGCGGCGGCCAGAAGCGGCCCCCGUGGGAGCUGACCGAGGAGAUCAUGAGCGUCCUGAAGACGGCAUUUCCGCUACUGGCGCUGUCGAUGGAGACGAUGGUGGACCAGAUCCAUAAGAACUUCAAGUGCCCGCCGGACGAAGAUGCGUACCGGCUCAUCGUGGCGCUCCUGAACGACGGACUGGCCUACGUCAGCCGCAUGCCAACGUCGUACGCCAAGGACGUCAAGCUGCCGGCACCGACUGAGACGAACAUAACGCGUUUCGCUGAGACGAUAUUGCCGCCCCACACGCGCCCGACGUUCGAAGCAGAGUUUGUCAAGGUUAAACCCACCAUGUACGAGUAUAUCCAAAAGCUACGAAGGUGGCGCGAUAAGUUCGAGGAAAAACUCGACCGGCGGGUUUGCCAUGCCAACCUGGAGUCGUUCUCGCCACAUCUAAGCGAGUUCAGAUACCAGAAGUUCGACGACGUCGAGGUACCCGGGCAGUAUCUCCAGCACAAGGACCGGAACCAGGACUUUGUCCGGAUUGAGCGGUUCCUCCCCAACGUGGACCUUGUUCGCACGAUCGGCGGGUCGCAUCGACGGCUCAAAAUGCGCGGCCACGACGGCAGUGUUCACUGUUUCGCGAUCCAACAUCCCGCGGCCAGGCACUGUCGUCGUGAGGAGCGAAUCCUACAGCUGUUCCGGCAGCUCAACGUGAGGCUCGGCCGUAAGAAGGAGAGCCGGAAGCGGGAUCUGCAGUUUACGCUUCCACUCAUGGUGCCGCUGGCGCCGCACAUCCGCAUAGUACAGGAGGACACGACGUACAUGACGCUGCAGGGGAUGUACGAGGACCACUGCCGACGCAACGGCAUGGCCAAGGACGAGCCCGUCAUGUUUACUAUGGAUAGACUACGGGGUCUUGUGGACACCAAGCCAGGAGUUGUAAGUGGAGGCGACGCCGGAGUGGUGGAGGUUGAGAAGCAGCAGCGGCUAACCAGGCACGGUUUCGAGGGGGUACAGAAGAACUCUGAGCAGCACACAGCGGCUCGGCUGGAGGUGUUCACGGCCAUCCGCGACAAGUGGGUGCCGCACACGGUGGCGCUCGAGUACGUGCAGGCGGCGUACCCGGACUUUGCCGAAUUCUGGCUGUUCCGGCGGCGCUUCUCGUACCAGCUGGCGGCACUCACGUUCAUGACGUACAUACUCUACAUCGACAAGCGCUACCCGCACAAGAUCAACAUCGCGCGGGGCUCGGGCAACAUCUGGGGCUCGGAGCUCAUGUCGUUCAUGACGCCGCAGCGGCCCAUCUUCCUGAACACGGAGCCGGUGCCGUUCCGGCUCACGCCCAACCUGCAGACGCUCAUGGGCCCGCUCGCGACCGAGGGCAUCUUCAGCGCGGCCAUGAUGGCGAUCGCGCGGUGCCUGACGGAGCCCGAGCACGAGCUGGAGCACGCGCUGACGCUGUUUGUGCGGGACGAGGUCAUGUUCUGGUUCACGAGCAGCCACCGGACGGGGGUGCUGACGGAGCAGCAGCUGCGGGACACGGUGCAGACCAACAGCGACAUGAUUGUCAAGAAGGCGGUCAGUCUGGCCCAGGCGCCCGUGGGCAACCUGCCGGCGACGCAGACGGUCAUCGACCUCAUAAGUAAGGCGGUGGCGCCGACGAACCUGGCGCUGUGUGACGCGCUGUGGAUGCCGUACCUUUGA
This is a messenger RNA of Gaeumannomyces tritici R3-111a-1, 12127 nucleotides long. Its product is annotated as histone acetylase complex subunit Paf400. The record is from RefSeq and is a predicted model, not a curated record. Gene Ontology annotation, biological process: regulation of DNA-templated transcription; DNA repair. The coding region runs from base 401 to 12127 and encodes 3908 amino acids. The transcript has 2 exons. Gene Ontology annotation, molecular function: protein binding; transcription coregulator activity. Lineage: Eukaryota; Fungi; Ascomycota; Sordariomycetes; Magnaporthales; Magnaporthaceae. Gene Ontology annotation, cellular component: SAGA complex; NuA4 histone acetyltransferase complex; nucleus.